Molecule: messenger RNA, 3796 nt
Organism: Nasonia vitripennis (jewel wasp)
Lineage: Eukaryota; Metazoa; Arthropoda; Insecta; Hymenoptera; Pteromalidae
Gene: Rack1
Product: guanine nucleotide-binding protein subunit beta-like protein
Exons: 5
Coding region: 2795-3748 (317 amino acids)
Biological process (GO): rescue of stalled cytosolic ribosome; positive regulation of protein phosphorylation
Cellular component (GO): cytosol; nucleus
Molecular function (GO): protein kinase C binding; ribosome binding; translation regulator activity
Source: RefSeq, a predicted model, not a curated record
GUCUUUCCAAUCCGUUCCAGAUUCUAUGAUUUCGCGAAUCAAACUCGCGUAUUCACAGACCGCGUGUUUCGGCAUUCUAUUUUAUCAUUCUUACCUCGCGAGUUUGAAUCAUGUAAGUAACUAUUGCGUUGAAUAAGUUGUGUCGUAUUAUUAUAUUUUAAAUUGAUUGUUGGUGCGUUCAUAGUAGGACUUGAUUACUGGGACACCCAAUGUUUAUAGGUUUUUCUUCUUUUAUUAAAUUACACGUGUGUAUAAUGGAUUGAUAUAUUUAGGAUAAGUUUUAGUUUAGCGAUUUUAUGUUAAUCAUUUGAUAACUUUCAUUAGAUUUAUCAUAUAAUUUGUUCGUCGAUUUUUUGUUUCAAUUAUUUUAAAUAUAACUUGAAACUUGAUUAUUUAUUAGUUAGCAUUAAAUGCACAUUUAUGUUACACACCGAGUUGUACCCAGAGUAAUAUGUUCAUAUAUAUCAUAUAUAUAUAUAUAUAUAUAUGUUAUAUAUGAACAUGUUCAUAUAUAUAUAUACGCAUAAUAAUCAAACAAGCAGUUUGAUUUGAUAAGGUAAAAAAUAUAAGUAUUUUUACAGUCUUAGUUCAAUUCAACUUUGUUAUAGUGAUAUAAGCAUAUUGCAGGUUUACUUCAGGAUCUCUCAUUAUGCAAUGAUCCAUUAGUUACAAAAAUACUAAAAGUUGAAAUAGGAAUUUUUUAAUUCAUUUAAUCAGUUGAUAAUAAAUGAGGUCUGUCCUAUCUACUUCAACCAAUUCAAGUAUUUUGAUUGUAUUUUGUUUGACUUUUUCAUCUGCAAAGGGUGGCAUCCAAUUGUGUCAGCCAUGGCAAAGCCAGUUUGAUUUUCCUUCGAUAAUUUGCAUCUUUUGCUAUUGGGUUGUGCUCAAGGUAAAUAGUGGCUAGUUUUUUGUUGGAAGUCAAGAUAUCAAUUGUGCUCCAAUCUUCAAUCUCAUUGUUGUUGAUCUAAAUGAAAAGAGUAAUCAAUUGUUUUGUCAAAAUAUCCAUACUGCAGGUAUCCUUAAGAUACUUACCCAAAACUCUUCCAAUUCUGUGAGAUGUUGUAUGUUGGAAAUCUUUUUUAUCUUAUUCUGUGCCAGAUCAAGAGUUGAUAUUUUAGUGCAGUUUUCCAAGCCCUCAAUUUGUGUCAAUCCAUUUUCUGACAAGUACAGCUGUUCCAAUUUGACAAGCUCUGUCAAAUUUUCAAUGCACACAAUUCUAUUACACUGGAGAAUCAGCAAUGUAAGAUUUUUCAAAUUUUCCAGAUUUCGAAUUUUGGAUAUUUUGUUCUUGCCCAAAAAUAAGCUAGUUAGAUUAUCUAAACCAUCCAAAUUUUCUAUUUCCCGAAUUUUAUUGUCUCCGAGCUCCAACAUUGUGAGAUUUUUCAAAUGAGCUACAUUCUCAAUUUUUGUUAUUCUAUUAGAAGAUAUGAACAAUUUUUGUAAACUAACUAAAUUAUCUAAAUUCUCUAUCUUCUUAAUGCGGUUGAAUGAUAAAUCCAGUGAUCUAUCAAACAGAAAAUAGCCCAUGUAAUUUCCUGGUAACUCAUAGAUUCAUUAGCAAAUGAAUAAAAAUUGGUUAAAGAAUGACCUACUGUAAAUUUUUAAGCGCAUCCAAAUUUUCAAUCACAGUGAUUUGGUUGUCACGCAGUUCCAGUUCUACCAGAGUUUGCAGGGUAUCCAAGUUUUCAAUCUUUUUAAUCAAAUUCCAAGUAAAGCACAGCUUCUUUAUCUUAGUCAAUGGUUCCAAAUUUUCCAGUUUAGUCAAGCGGGAAUGGUUAAAGUCCAGUUCCUACAAAGAAUUUCAGUACAAAAUAUAAGAUGGUGCUUCUAUAAUCCUGAUUCUACUGAUUAGCAAAUACUUUUUACGUACUUCAGUUUCUGGAUCAAUGAUCAUAAUUUUCUCAGUGUCCUCUGUUUCGGCAUUAUCAUUUUCAUUCUCCAUAUUCACAGAAGCUUCACUCUUGUUAUCCUCUGGAAUUUGAAGCAAGUAUCUCAUGAAAUCAAUGGCAAAAUGAUUCAACUAUAUGAGAAAAAUAACAAUCAUAAUAUUAUCCUACCACUGCUGGCCAUUCUCGAAUUUAUUUCAAUCCAAUUUAGUAGGAAAAAACUGGUGUUAUCAGACACGAGACGCCAGUGUAUAUGCACUUACAGAAUACAGAAUACGACUAAUACACUGUUGACCCACAAUUAAAUUGGAAAUAUUGACGAAAACCAAUAGACCACCGUUUGAUUAUUGAGUUGCCAAGAAGUACUCGACUGUCGUUGCGGCGUUGUAGGCUUGCAGACUUGCAGCCGGAGCCGACUUUGCAGGCGCGCUGAAAGCGAUGUUUACAACAAAAUAGCUUUUGUAUCAUUAGCCGCUGCACCGUACACGUCUCAUACCUGACUAUAGCCACUAAAUAUAGCGCCAAGAGUUAAGGCGCGUUUUCAACUCUGAAUUUUAACAAUAAAUUUAAAAGGAGAUCAACAAAAUUCCUCAUUCGGAGUUAAUUUCGAUAACAAUCAUAACGCGAAUCGAAGGUAUUCGAAAUGCAACGCUCAAGUAUGAAAAAAACGCAAAAUUCAGCGAGACAAAAAUUUGAUAUUUUAAGAACGCAAAUUUAGGAACGCUCAAGAGUGUCGCGACUCUCGCGAGGCGGCCGGCGGAGUAGGGAGGGGGUACCGCUGCUGAGCUCGACUUUUUCCGCCUUCCGGCCUUUUCGUCUGAGCCGCUCGUGCACGACGCUUGGGUGUCCGACGAGUGGAAAGUAAUCCACUUGCAUCCGACGUUCAGUUUUUCAAAACGGAGUAAAAAAUGACUGAGACGCUUCAGCUGAGGGGUACCCUUCGGGGCCACAAUGGAUGGGUCACGCAAAUCGCGACGAACCCCAAAUAUCCGGACAUGAUCUUGUCCUCUUCACGUGACAAGACUCUGAUUGUUUGGAAACUGACCCGCGACGAGGCCAACUACGGUGUACCUCAAAAGCGUCUGUACGGUCACUCUCACUUCAUCAGUGACGUAGUACUUUCCUCUGACGGAAACUACGCCCUUUCUGGUUCGUGGGACAAGACUUUGAGACUGUGGGAUUUGGCAGCUGGUCGCACCACCAGAAGGUUUGAAGACCAUACCCAGGAUGUCUUGAGUGUUGCUUUCUCCGUUGACAACCGUCAAAUUGUGUCUGGCUCACGAGACAAGACUAUCAAGUUGUGGAAUACAUUGGCCGAAUGUAAAUACACCAUUCAGGAAGAUGGACACUCCGACUGGGUCAGCUGUGUCAGAUUCUCACCUAACCAUUCCAACCCCAUCAUUGUGUCUGCGGGUUGGGAUCGCGUUGUCAAGGUAUGGAACUUGACCAACUGCCGUCUAAAGAUCAACCACAAUGGACACACUGGAUACCUCAACACAGUCACCGUCUCUCCUGAUGGUUCCCUCUGUGCCUCUGGUGGCAAGGACAACAAGGCUAUGUUGUGGGAUUUGAACGAUGGAAAGCAUCUGCACACCCUUGACCACAAUGACAUCAUCACUGCUCUGUGCUUCAGCCCCAACAGGUACUGGUUGUGUGCUGCCUAUGGACCAUGGAUUAAGAUCUGGGAUCUUGAGGGCAAGGAAAUGGUUGAAGAACUUAAACCUGAUGUUGUAUCUACUACGAGCAAGGCUGAGCCUCCUCAGUGUCUGUCUCUGGCUUGGUCCACUGAUGGACAAACCCUGUUCGCUGGAUACUCUGACAACACGAUUAGAGUAUGGCAAGUCUCCAUCUCUAGUCGCUAAAAACUUUUGUACAAAAUAUGACAAAUAAAAAAACCAUAAAAUGAAAAA